Messenger RNA from Gaeumannomyces tritici R3-111a-1, 3288 nucleotides. Its product is annotated as zinc metalloprotease mde10. Lineage: Eukaryota; Fungi; Ascomycota; Sordariomycetes; Magnaporthales; Magnaporthaceae. Gene Ontology annotation, biological process: proteolysis. The transcript is spliced from 2 exons. The record is from RefSeq and is a predicted model, not a curated record. Bases 238 to 2778 code for a protein of 846 amino acids. Gene Ontology annotation, molecular function: metalloendopeptidase activity.
CUUUGGGCAUCUCGCUCGCUUUUCGACUUGACCUUUCCAGCUCCGACGCCGAUCCCGUCUCAUUUCCUUCUCUUCCGUCCUUUUGGCCGCUCUUGGCUUUCACCGGAUCAAAGUCGGCUUCAGUAUAUAUCGCUCGGUGCUGCUUUUUUUUUCUCCCCUCCCCUUUCUCUACCCCCCUCACCUCAACUGUGUUUGCCGAUGGACUGGACGACUACACGGGCCCUUCGCAUCUAAGUUAUGUUCCUUUCGAGGGCCCUUGCGGCCACUCUUGCCGUCUCGCAGUUCAUCUCAGCCCACUCGACGGACCGGCUACCACUGGGACAUGUUACCCGCAUAGACGACGCAGCCAUCGACGGCGAGUCGGCGGCAGGAAGAGUACACGCCUUCUCCUCCUUCGACCUCUCCUUCGUCCUGCACGACAGCGGGCGCAAGGUCAAGCUCGCCCUCGCACCGAAUCAUGACAUCCUCUCUCGCGAUGCCGUCGUCCAGUACGUCGGCCACGACGGCGUCGUGCGCUCCGUUGAGCCCAUAGAUCGUAUGGACCAUAAGAUCUACCAGGGUAGCGCCUUUGUCCAGAGGCACGGUCGCCACGAUUGGAUCAACGUCGGCUGGGCUCGCAUCAACAUGCGCAGGGACGGUGUCCGCCCGAUAUUCGACGGCUCUUUCAGGAUCGACGGCGACAACCACCACAUCCAGACCGACGAGGCAUACCGCCAGACGCACAUUAGGGGGGAUCCGAAAAUCGACUGGUCGCCCGAGGAUUACAUGGUCGUGUGGCGGGAUUCGGAUAUUGGCCGGGGUUCGUACUCGUACGAUGACGAUGACGACGACGACGACGGCAGCGACGACAAGGCCUACGACCCGAGCCACGGCGAGCUGAAGCGUCGGGAGUUGCGCGCCCGGUCGCCGCUGUGCUCCUCGGACGGGCUGGACUUCAACGCCGAUGCAACGCACCCCAUCUACCAGGGGCUCGACACGCGCUCCGAGGCUGAGCGCGUCGCGGACCUGGAGUCGGACGUGAGCCUGGACCCGUCGUCGCCGCGCCAGCUGCUGGCACGCCAGGACCAGACCAUGACGGGCAACGGUGCGGGCGUCAACCUCGCGGGGUCGGUCGGCUCGACAGCCGGCUGCCCGAUGGCGAGGAAGGUGGCGUUGGUGGGAAUUGCGACCGACUGCACGUACAGCGCGACCUUCAACUCGAGCCAGUCGAUCCGGCAGCACAUCAUCUCCAUGGUCAACACGGCGUCGCAGCUGUACGAGUCGACGUUCAACAUCUCGCUGGGCAUCCAGAACCUCACCAUCAGCGACGCCAACUGCCCGUCCAAGGCUACUGACCAGGCGCCCUGGAACGUGGCGUGCGGCAACGGCGUGACCAUCGCGGACCGUCUCAACCUCUUCUCGGCCUGGCGCGGCCUGUCCAAGGACCGUAACGCGUUCUGGACGCUGCUGUCGACGUGCAACACGGACGCGGCCGUGGGCCUGGCCUGGCUCGGUCAGCUCUGCGUCGAGGGCUCGCAGAAGUCGUCGGCCAGCAACAGCAACGAGACGAUCGCGGGAGCCAACGUGGUGAUCAAGACGGCGCAGGAGUGGCAGGUGUUUGCGCACGAGGUCGGGCACACGUUUGGGGCGGUGCACGACUGCCAGUCCAACACGUGCAGCGACGGCACGUCAACCAAGCAGCAGUGCUGUCCGCUCAGCGGCGACUCGUGCGACGCCAAGGGGCAGUUCAUCAUGAACCCGUCCACAGGCAGCGGCAUCACGCGCUUCUCUCCCUGCACCGUGGGCAACAUCUGCUCAGCCAUGGGCCGCAGCAGCGUCAAGUCGAGCUGCCUGACCAGCAACAAGGACGUGACCACCAUCACAGGCAGCCAGUGCGGCAACGGCAUCGUCGAGCAGGGCGAGGACUGCGACUGCGGUGGGCCCGACGGCUGCAAGGACAACCCGUGCUGCGACGCCAAGACGUGCAAGUUCACCACCGGGUCCAGCUGCGACUUUGCCAACGAGGAGUGCUGCACCCGCCAGUGCAAGUUCUCGUCGGCCGGCACCGUCUGCCGCGCCAGCAUGGGCUCGUGCGACCCGGCCGAGACGUGCAGCGGUAACUCGGGCAUCUGCCCGACCAACAUCUUCGCCCCCAACGGCCAGUCGUGCGGCGACUCGGGCGCCAACCUGGCCUGCGCCUCUGGCCAGUGCACAUCGCGCAACCAGCAGUGCAAGACCCUCAUGGGCUCGCUGACGGCGGGCAACGACACGUACGCCUGCAACAACGCCGGCUGCCAACUCAGCUGCGCCAGCCCCGAGUUCGGCCCCAGCACCUGCUUCACAAUGAUGCAGAACUUCCUUGACGGCACCCCCUGCCAGGGCGGCGGCAAGUGCUCCAACGGCCGCUGCGACGGCUCCUCGUUCGCCAGCGAGGUCGGCACGUGGAUCUUUGAAAACAGGUGGCUCGUCAUCGGCUUGUCGUCGGGCGUCGGCGCCCUGAUCCUGAUCGCCCUAAUCGCCUGCUGCAUCAGCGCCUGCCGCCAGAGAAAGUCGAAGCGCGAAAGGGCCGCUCGAGCCAUCGCCGCCCGCGCUACCAAGCCGCCAGCCGGCUGGGUCGGCCCGCCACCGCCGCGGCGCUCACGCAAGCCGCCGUCGGGAGGCUCGGCAGUUCACGUGAGCGUAUCUGAAGUCCCGGCACCACCCCCCGUGGCAAGCAGGCCGCCGCCAUCAUACGGCAGAAGCAACGAUCCACGCCAACAAUGGCAACAACCGGGUUCCUACAGUGCUCGGUAUGCAUAAGCAACUCGCGAGUUCGCCCCCCCUUUCUUAUCUUGGAUAUUCCCCUCUGCCUCUCAUCCUAGCCAGUCACGUUUCUGCAUGUCGUCUUUUUCUUCUUCUCUUGGUUAGCAUCAUCAUUGCGUCAAUAAUCAUCAUAGUAUCAUACAUUUGCAUCGGGACUGGCGUUUACUUUUUUUCCACUUGUUACCCCUUUUUUUGCUUCCUUGCUUUGUCAUGACUCCUUGUGUCCUUUCUUCAUGUUCUUCUUUGCUUGGGCGGCUACGGUGGUUGAUACCUUUGCAUGUGCAGGCACCAUUCUCAGGGCAGAGAGAUGUGUAUGAUGGAUUAGGCGCUGCCAGGAACCGGCGCUAUUGCCACCAUACCAGGGUCAAGCUCACGUCCCGUUUCAUAUAAGACGAUAUUGGAUACGUACGCUUAGCCAAUGAAAAAAUCACAAUCAUAUGGUGCCAUCAAACUUGUCCGUCUGUGCCAUCUACCACUCUUGUAGGGUCAAUACAGUAAAUAGCAAAG